Molecule: messenger RNA, 567 nt
Organism: Symbiodinium natans
Lineage: Eukaryota; Dinophyceae; Suessiales; Symbiodiniaceae
Source: the annotation of a GenBank genome assembly
AUGGACGUCACUGAAGGUAGCUCCCAGGAGAUGUGCCUUGACGUUCCCGCCGAGUUCCCAGGCCCGGAUGUGUCGGAGACUCGAUCUGAGAGCUCCACGGCGACGGCAGUGGCAGAUGUCAAGACUCGCAUGGAGGCCUGUGUCCAGAUUAUGUCGCAGAUGCGAGCCACAAGCCCAGACAUUGUCCGAGGGAUUCCAGUGCAUCGUUUCCUGCAGUUCGCACCGCACAAGUGGCUUCGUGGAGAUCUCCACACGCUCCAUGCGUUCAGCGUGGCCGCGGGGAAGCUCGAUGAGUUUUGGUCUCACAGUUGGCGCACAAGAGCUUCCCUCAAGUACUUCAACAUACUGUUCCUGGAGAACGGCUUCCCAGCCUUCGUGGUAGGCACGCUCUGUUGCUUCACUGCCUUCCUCCUGUGCGUGGCUGGCGUCCUGCCGCCAUGGAAUGGAGCCGAACGGGAAUACAUUUGGUGCACCCCAGCUGGGGUAGUGGGUUACUACUCGACUCUGGCUUUUCUGGCGGCGCACGAAGCUGGCUUUCCUCGACAUUGCCUGCAUCAACCAGACUGA